AUGGUCAAUCUCGACAAUUACCUUUGCUCCACGCUGCGACGCAUGGCCAUUGACAGGGGAAUGGCCAACGCGCACAAGGCCAAAAAAAUCGGGCUUAUUCAGUUUCUCGAAUCGCAUACAGAGGAUGCUCCUGAAGCAGUGGCAAUCGAGCCCGCGCCUCGUAAUUCUCAAGGCCCCGCUCCUCCUCAGCCUGAUCACAUUGACCAGGACGGCAUGCACGCCAUGGCUUCUCGCGUUGCUGCUUUGGAAACGGUCAUUCAAGGACUCGCUGACCGAUUGUCUCAGAUCGCUCCGACUGAUACUCGACCCCUGGACCCAAGGGUCAUGAUGGACGCUUUUGGGGCUGCUCUCAGUGGUAUUGGUGCCACGACUCUCGAAGCUGUCAUGGAAUUGGCUCCUCACGUAUCACAGGAUCUCGUCCGCCUGAUAGCGUCAAGGAGGUUACCAGUCUGGGAAUUCUGGAGAUUGGAUCCUGAGAAGGUGACGGUGGUUCAGAAGGCACGCCCAUACGACCCCGAGCAGGAUCAAGAACAGAGUUUCGACGCCGCCAGAACCCGGUACAGAACAUUUGGUGACAUCCUUCGACCAUGGCUUAUCUACGCCUUGGUACGAGAUUGCCUCGUCUCUGGUCAAGGCCGAUACCUCAUCAUGCACCUGUACGAAAUCUUACGCGUGGUCGAAUCUACUCGGGCUGGUCCUCAUAAAUUCGCGUCGAUCCUCAAUUGGCAUUUCAAAGUCGUGGAAGAAAGGUUGAAUCACGGAGACGACAACUUUGACGAGAGAGUCUGGAUUCGACCAGACCCCGAGGCGAUCAAUCGAUAUGUCACCAAUUACGCGCCUUCUCCCCAACGUCUACCUGUCACGCCGGAAACGCCUGUGCCGCAGACGAAUCGGACCUUUCAACGUCCCAAUCUACCUUGGCGAGCAGAACAAUAUGGAUCAUUGACAAGCGACGAUAUCUGCCAUCGCUACAAUCUCAGACAAGAGUGCCCCGGACCUCUCUGUAUCUUCCGCCACGCUUGCUCUGGGUGUGGCAAGGAUCUCCGCCCUGUGGUCGACUGUGAUUGCCAGCACAGCGCUUUGCAGAAUUUGAAUAACUCGACGGAACCUGUAGCAUCUGGUUCGGGAUCAGGAGACGGCUCUGGAAGUGGAUCGGGAUCGAGCAGCUUCAUGGAGACCAACACUGUCUCGCGCCCGGGGCCGUCGUCUACCGUGUUGCACACAGGACGUUUACCGCCAAAACCGUUCGCAGGACCCUGGCCGUCCAUCUGA
Molecule: messenger RNA, 1272 nt
Organism: Kockovaella imperatae
Lineage: Eukaryota; Fungi; Basidiomycota; Tremellomycetes; Tremellales; Cuniculitremaceae
Exons: 5
Coding region: 1-1272 (423 amino acids)
Source: RefSeq, a predicted model, not a curated record